AGAACUCGCAAAUCUCUACUUCGUUCCCAUGGUAGAAGGAUUUGAACGAGCAGCCAUAUCGACACAUGGCAAAGUCCAAAUCAGUCCAGAAGACUAUCUGGUCAUGCAGGUAGAAGGGCAGGGUCUUGAUGCUGGCCAACGUGUGGUAGAACUCACCAGUCCUCUUGCAAUGGCUGGGAUAUCCAUAUUCUUCAUAUCAACGUAUUUCUCUGACUAUAUUAUUGUUCCCAAACACUCGAAACAACAAGUCACAGAGACCUUCGUUGAGAGAGGAUUUAACGUCGAAGAAGGGCCAGUAGAUCCUGAUAGUAGACGUGGUUCAUCCCCAAAUAUCCACCUCCCCAACUCCAGGCCAGAUACUCCACCUCCAUGCAGCGUAUCAGAGCUUCAGUUACGGGCCUUUAAAACGCUCCAGCAACACAAAGUUCGACCGCAGGCUGAUCGAUCCCUGCGUCUGGUUCAGUGUGCGGCACAUUAUAGGGAAUACACAGGGACAAAGUCUUACUCGAUUCUCCGUCCUAACUUGAUAUCCGCCCUCCUUAACGACAACCCGCAAUUUUUCUCCCUGACAAUAGCAGCCACAGAUCCCGCACCGUCGCUGCUCCUGGAAGAGCGGCUGUUGCCUCGAUUCUCUCUUCCGAGUGACCCGGAUAGAGAGCCGUCGUCACCCGUGGAGGAAGACACAAAUCUAUUGCUAGGUUCGAAGGAUGAAAUCCUCAUUGCCAUCACUCUCGACUUGCGUGAGCUGCCCCUUGAAGCUGCUGGUAUUGUUUCGGGUGUAGCAAGCGCACUGGUUGCAGGUACACGCCGGGAAGGAAACGGUAGCAACAAAGACGUAGAAACCAGUUUCCUUAGUACAUCCCGUGCUGGGAAUGUUAUCGUCCGUGAAGAAGAACUUGAGUUAGCAAUGGAGUGUUUGGAGUCGGAAUUUUAA
Molecule: messenger RNA, 934 nt
Organism: Trichophyton rubrum CBS 118892
Lineage: Eukaryota; Fungi; Ascomycota; Eurotiomycetes; Onygenales; Arthrodermataceae
Exons: 3
Coding region: 29-934 (301 amino acids)
Biological process (GO): regulation of intracellular signal transduction; cellular response to L-arginine
Cellular component (GO): cytosol
Source: RefSeq, a predicted model, not a curated record